CGUAUCUUAUUUCUGCAAUUUGUCGUCGUUGUGUGCUUUUCCGGAGAUGUCUGGAUCAGAACAAGAAAGCCCUCGCAAAAGAACAAGACUUGAUUAUAGUGCCAGUACCUCUGAUGUUAACAAUGCCGCCUCAUCACCAGUAAAAUCUCCUUCAAAGAUUUCUAAAAGCAAGUCACCUAAAAAACCAAGAAAAUUUGGUGAUCUAAGCGAGGAAGAUGUGCUUGAAAAAUCGUUGCCAGAUUUGAUCAGAGAAGGUUUAGAUGUGCUUUUUAUUGGAAUCAAUCCUAGCCUUGAUGCAGCUUAUGUUGGACAUUAUUAUGCUGGAAAUUCCAAUCAUUUUUGGGCAUGUAUGAAUGAAUCACAACUUGUACCAAGUGAUCGCCCACUGUCUGAUGUCGAUGAUGAUUACUGUCUAUCCAAGGGAAUCGGCUUCAGUUGUCUUGUCAGCAAAACAACUCGAGCUGCAAUUGACCUUACAAAAGAAGAAAUGAAGAAAGGAGCCGAGCAACUCAGAGAGAAAAUCAUAAAAUACAAACCAAAGAUUGCUUGCUUUAAUGGCAAAGGAAUGUAUGAAUUGUUCUCUGGUAAGAAAUGCUCAUUAGGAGAGCAGGAAGAUCGACUGCCUGAUGCAGAAACGGUGAUCUAUGUAAUGCCAUCCACUUCAGCUCGUGCUGCUUCAUUUCCUCGAGCAUCGGAUAAAGUGAAGUUUUUUACAGAAUUAAAGCAGAUUUUGAAACGAAUGAAAGAGGGAACUUAAUUAUCAAAUUAGUGAAGUUUGCUCCUGUUCAUCAUCAAGUCUUGAGAGCAAGCAAGCAAACAUAGACAGUCCUGGCUAUGGCAUCUUCAGGGCAUUUGAUUGCAUAGAGAUGACUCACAUUUCAGGUACAGGUAUGCAGAUAAUAGAUGCAGCUGACCUGACUAUGAUAAUAUCAUACUAAACAGAUAACAUUCUGACAUUAGUAGCAGUCUAACCCUAACCCAUAACCAUGACUCUAACCCUAACUCUGACUACUUGUAAAUCUUAUGGCUCUUACUAACA
Molecule: messenger RNA, 1039 nt
Organism: Corticium candelabrum
Lineage: Eukaryota; Metazoa; Porifera; Homoscleromorpha; Homosclerophorida; Plakinidae
Product: G/T mismatch-specific thymine DNA glycosylase-like
Exons: 8
Coding region: 47-757 (236 amino acids)
Biological process (GO): base-excision repair, AP site formation
Cellular component (GO): nucleus
Molecular function (GO): pyrimidine-specific mismatch base pair DNA N-glycosylase activity; uracil DNA N-glycosylase activity
Source: RefSeq, a predicted model, not a curated record